UCUAAACGAUUCCUCCUCUCGUGUUUUGAUAGAAGCCUCGACUCCCAUCUUACAUAUACGCAGAUCUCACCACUCCCCUCAUUUUCAGCAAACUCAGUUCUUGUAAUAUUAUAAUAAGGCUGUCUUGUGCUUUCAACACCCACGCUCAGCACCACUACCUGAUGCGCUUCAUUACCUCGUGCAGCCGUUCGCAUAACUUGCAACAUAAUAUCAAAAUUCUUUGGGGUCACGCUGACAGCUGUCAUAUCGGUGGUUGCCUGUUAACAAUUUGGAUGGAUGUUGUCGGGCUGGUAUACCAUUACGGGUAUAUACCGUUUAAUAAUUAGACUACGCAACCAAUAACUAACUUUAAAUAUGCACCAAAGCAAUGGAAAUCCUGGGUUUGACAUUUAGAAAAUGAGGUGCCAACAUUGCCGAACUCCAUUUACUGUGCAACUGUUUUUGCACUAUAUAGUUUCUCUGCUAGAACCUAAAUACCCAGCUUUUUAACUAGCUAUUGACAAUUUGUUGACGCAAUAGCUAGGACAGAGCGUUAAGGCUACACAAAAUAUUUAAGGUAAGGUACACCUAUCUGGCUAUUUGUGCUACAGAUGUUAGUCUCGCUGCAGCAGAGAGACACUCCAGUCGUCUGUGUUGGGGACAAGGCAUAUAGAGAUGCUCUAAAAGGUUCAUUUUUGGACUAUACAGACUCGGACAGUAGAAACAAGUCUUGAAGAGGGGUAUUUAAUUGUGCCUACUUAUAAAGCCCAUUCAUUUCUAAAUAAGGAUGGUGAGACCGUGGUACGAUAGUAUUGUGUUUCACUCUGGGAAUUCGUGCUCCAGUUUCUGAACGUCUUGCAAGCUUAUCUGCCUGGUGCUGUAAUCCUAGGAAGCUAACUACAACUUGCAAGAGCAGGAGGGGCCAGUUAUUGUUUAAUACUGACUACUGCCAAGGUAAAGGUGUUGGAGCUCUCCAUAGCCUGUUUAUACACCUGUCAGACAGCGUUGGUUGAUUUAUUGCCGGAUCUGGAAGGAUCUCAUUGCUUCUCAUCGUUUCGAUGUGGCUGUCUUCAUUUGCCGAGUCUAAGCUGGGAAUACAAAGAAGUGUUGCAUCCCAUCUUCUUCGUUUCUCGAAAAGGACAUUUUUCAGUCCAGUUUUUCACAUUUACCCCCUGCCACAUCUGUUCCAAGCAUGCCAGCAAAAUUGUUGGUGGCUUUUUUACUUCUGUCUGUGCUUCAAGCCUGUUCUAAAAAAGUUGAAGAUGAUGAAUAUGAAGAUUUAACACUAAAUGAAAAAUGGGUGCUGGCUCCCAAAAUACAAGAUACGGAUGCUACUCAAAUCCUUAACACACUGCUGAAGGACUAUGAUAAGAAACUGCGACCUGAUAUUGGAUUAAAACCAACCAUCAUAGACGUUGACAUUUAUGUGAACAGCAUUGGACCUGUGUCAUCCAUAAAUAUGUGGAUCAACAGUGUCAUGAAAAUGAGAGUGAAACUGAUAUGGACCUGUGCUGGUCCUUGGCGGAUUCAAAACUCAUGUUAUAUCACAUAA
Molecule: messenger RNA, 1531 nt
Organism: Protopterus annectens (West African lungfish)
Lineage: Eukaryota; Metazoa; Chordata; Ceratodontiformes; Protopteridae
Product: gamma-aminobutyric acid receptor subunit gamma-3-like
Exons: 4
Coding region: 1172-1531 (119 amino acids)
Biological process (GO): chloride transport; gamma-aminobutyric acid signaling pathway
Cellular component (GO): membrane
Molecular function (GO): extracellular ligand-gated monoatomic ion channel activity; GABA-A receptor activity
Source: RefSeq, a predicted model, not a curated record